UGGACGACCGUUAAAGUGAAAGUGGUAUAUUCCUGUCCAGAAUGCACUUCGAUUUUGGCAAAAAUGGCGGCCUCCUGUUCGCACCUAGGGCGUCAAAUCUCCAAGACUGGACGUCUGUUUAAUAAAAGCUUAAAGGAACCGUGGCAUGGGAGAUAUUUUGGACUCAGCUCUGCUUUUUGCCAGGAACCUGGAGCUGCAUUGUCAGGCUCGCAAGAGGAAAUUGUGAUUCCAAGGAAGAAAACAUGGAGUAAAGAAGCUGUAUUGCAGGCUCUAGCAUCCACUGUGAACAGGGACCCCACUGCCUCUCAUUACAUGUUUCAGGAUGAUUCCUAUCUCGCCCCAAGAACAUCUGGAGAGUUUAGACUGUAUUCUUUGUCUCAGGAAUCCGGCCGAAAUGCAGCUAAGUAUUUCAUCAACACAUACCCCAAGUACUUCCAGAAGGACUUCGCAGAACCCCAUAUUCCAUGUUUAAUGCCAGACACGGUGGAGCUACAAAUAGAAGAGUUGUGCGAGGAUGCUCUUGUGGAGCGCAUUAGGCUGAGAAAAGUCAAGGCUGCUGUGGACAUGUAUGAUCAACUGCUACAGGCAGGCACUCCCAUAUCACUGGAUCUGACCAAUGACCUGCUGGACCUGAUUUGUUUGUACGGAGAUCGGGAUCCAGCACAAGAAGAUUCCCCAGAACAGACAACUGACGAAAUUGGAGAGGAGCAAGAUGAUUCAAAGAGGAGAAAGGGAAGACCACGAAGGGCUUCUGAGCUACUGACCAUUGUAUGGAGGGAGAACAAUAACGCGCAGAGGAUCUUUAACACAAUGGCAGAACGGAACAGUCAGUCGUACAGCGCGCUUAUUAGGGGCAUGGUGAAGUAUGGAGCUUACUCCAAGGCUUUUGACAUGUACACGGACUUGCUGAACAACCGACUGACUGCUGAGGUGCACACCUUCAAUGCGCUUAUCAUCGCUGCUGCUGAAGUAAAGGACAAAUACACAGAUAAAUGGGACAUGAUUGUUGACCUUCUGAAGCAGAUGGCUCAACAGAAGGUUAAGCCCAACCUGCUGACAUUUAACUCCGUGCUGAAGGCACUGCGUCGGUGCGGCUCAUUGGCCAGAACACAGGCCUUCCCCGUCCUCAAUGAAAUGAAGGCCCUCGGCAUCGGGCCCAGUUUGGCCACCUAUGACCAUAUCCUUGGGAUCUUUUAUAAAUCGGCCAGAUCAGCCCAAGGACACACUGAGAUCCUACAGGAAGUGUUAAAUGAGAUGUCAGGAAAGAGCUUUACACCCCAGGACCCAGAUGAUGUGCAAUUCUUCCUGAAUGCGAUGAGAGUUUGCCUGGACAAUAAGGAUAUUGAACAAGCUUACAGAGUGCACCACUUGCUAGGAGUGGGGGACAACUGGCAACUUUUGGGGGAUUCCUAUCAGCAGAGUAUCUACUAUGGACGCUUCUUUAACCUGCUGUGUAUGAUGGAGCACAUCGACGUGGUGCUGAAGUGGUACCGAGAGUUCGUUCCCUCUCUUUAUUACCCCAAUGCUCAAGCAAUAAAAGAUUUGCUCCAGGCAUUAGACACAGACAACAGAUUAGACCUGAUUCCUCAAAUAUGGAAAGAUAUGAAACAGCUGGGACAUGACAAUAAGACUGACCUGUUGGAGCAGAUCCUUUCUCUUAUGGCCCGGGAGAAACAAAGUGCUGAGAUUCAACAAUCAUUUGCAGAGUGUGCUCUGGAUGUAAAGAGACUGUACAUGCAGACUGACCGUGGCAGAGUGCCACUCAGCUGGUCAGCAAAUUCCAUUAGCAGCAUCACCUCCAUUCUGCUGGCAGCUGAAAGGAUACAGGAGGCUGGAGAAAUGCUGAACGUCUUCAAAACCACAAACAGAAUUCCAUCCGAUGACCUGAUGAAUGAGUUUUUUGCCUGUAUAAAGGCACACAACGACGGUCAGCAGGCUGUCGAGCUGGUCCAAAUCUCUGCUAGUUUCUGCCUGCCCGUCACCCCACAUCUCAUUGAGAGAGCGCAGCAGGAGUUUGAGCUAACCGAUGAGCAAAGGAUGCUGUUAUCAGAUCUGGAGUCUUCCACACACGAGUGAUUAUAAUGGAUGUAAUUUAUCAAAUGUGUCUUUACAAUAAUAAAACUGCAAAUGUAAGCAAA
Messenger RNA from Silurus meridionalis, 2138 nucleotides. It is a transcript of the gene ptcd3, whose product is annotated as pentatricopeptide repeat domain 3. Gene Ontology annotation, cellular component: mitochondrion. Gene Ontology annotation, molecular function: ribosomal small subunit binding; protein binding; rRNA binding. Gene Ontology annotation, biological process: mitochondrial translation. Lineage: Eukaryota; Metazoa; Chordata; Actinopteri; Siluriformes; Siluridae. The transcript is spliced from 24 exons. The record is from RefSeq and is a predicted model, not a curated record. Bases 64 to 2076 code for a protein of 670 amino acids.